AUGAGUCAAACACGUCCAAUGUUUGUGGCUGGGUGCCAACCUUGGUUAGUAGGACAAACGACGAGCUCGCAUCGCAGCUGGAAGCAACUGACUGGAAUGUUUGCAACUCGCUGGGAAACCGUCCGAGCCUUGCCGCGGAGACCGGCGUGCUGGGCACACAAGCAGCUGGGCGUGCGGCGUGCAGCGCUACGCAAACUGCGCGCAACUGCGAGUCUGAACGAGAAAGCGGGAGCGGACGGAGCGAUCGAAAUCACCGUAGAGUACCAGGACCGAACGGAGGUGGUUCGUUGUCAACCUGGACAGAGUAUCCUGGAAGCGGUUGAGGCAAGCGGUUUAUGGACAGAGGUUCCAAGCUCGUGCAGAGCUGGCGUCUGCACUACGUGCGCUGCCUGGCUUCUCUCAGGGGACGUGGAGGACCCGUUCGCAGCGCUGGAUGCGAACAUUCGGAAAGAGGGGUUCAUUCUGACGUGUUCUUCAACACCGAAAGCAGAUGCAGGCCCAGUUCGCAUCCGCCUUGGAGCGUACGAUCAAGUCUAUGAAAUGCAGUACGGUCGUUUCGAGAAAGCUGCCUAG
Cyanidioschyzon merolae strain 10D is the source of this 573-nucleotide messenger RNA. Its product is annotated as similar to ferredoxin. The record is from RefSeq and is a predicted model, not a curated record. Gene Ontology annotation, molecular function: 2 iron, 2 sulfur cluster binding. Bases 1 to 573 code for a protein of 190 amino acids. Lineage: Eukaryota; Rhodophyta; Bangiophyceae; Cyanidiales; Cyanidiaceae. The transcript has a single exon.